AGCGGGGACUCAUUUGCGCAGGAAAGCGGAAGGCGAGCGCGGAAGAACGAGACGACUUCCGGAGGCGGUGUAGCAGCAGCCGACAGCAGCGCACUUCCGGCGCGUUUUGGUGGCGUAUAGGACGAGAAACGAACCCCGUAGAAGCACCUUGAGGCUGUCAUCAUGGAGUAUGAGGUGAUGUGGGGCGACGGCCCACUGGGCCUGACGCUCCGCCCCGACCUGGGAGAGGACAUGCCGCCCGUUGUGGGCCGCAUUACGCGCCAGGACUCGGCUGCGGCGCUAGCUAAAGUGGCUGUGGGUCACAUGCUAGUGAGCAUCAACGGCAUGGACACGGCCCGCCAGGGCUAUGACCACGUGGUUGAGACGCUGCAGAAGAUCCCUCGCCCGGCCACGCUGCGAUUCCGCGUGCCUCGUGCCAUGUCGGGCACCCCCAGUGCUUAUCGCGACCCGUCGCGCAGUUCCUCGCGCCGCAGCCGUGGCUCCACGGGCACCACGUGGUCCGAGUCUGGAAAGUCCCCUUCGAACGCCAGUAGCACCACACGCAGACGCGAGCAGUACACAGUGGUGUGGACAGAGGGGCCCUUAGGCAUGAUCCUUCGCCCCGACGAUGAUGAUUGUCACGUGCCUUGCAUCCGCAAGAUCACAGGUAAAGGCGCCGGUACUGGCAUGGAGCGAGCUACUGUGGGGGACAUCCUAGUAGCAGUGAACGGUCAGGAGACCAAGUCACUGGGAUUUCGCAGCACGAUCUCGCUGCUGAAGACGAUUCGCAAGCCGGCAGUGCUCAAGUUCAAACGUAUGGGUCGACGUAUCUCGCGAAAGAGGUCUUCGCAGGAAUCCCCUGGCGGAAGUCGUAGUGUGAGUGGCAUUCCGAGUGAUAUUGGAUCGUAUGACAUCGUGUGGCGCGAAGGCGACCUCGGUCUUAAGCUGAAGCCUGGAUACCGCGAUGUUCCAGUUCUUAGUAAGCUCACAGGAAAGGGUAAUGCGAGCGGCUUGCAGAACGCUCAGGUGGGCGAUGAGCUCGUGUCAGUUAACGGCACGGCAGUGGAAGGCGAAGCGUAUCAGGACACUCUACGUAUGCUAAAGCACUCGCCGAAGCCGGCGGUGCUGCGCUUCCGUCCAGGCAAAAACCGCCGUGAGUCGAUGAUGUCGGUGGCAUCCGUGACGUCAGUACGCUCGAAUCCUAGCACGCAGCGUGAAGUGAGUAGUGUUUCGAGUCGCCAGCAUGUACCGCUGUACGACCAGAACGUUGCUCCUCCAGAGCCCGUUGGACCACCACCGCCUAUCAGAACCACAAGAACCGAUCGUGAGCGCUCUGAUCGCGACCGAUCUGACCGUGAGCGCCAAAAACGGAAGAAACGCAUUCCUCUGGAUGUGGCACGCGAGUUGGUGGCAGCGUCGCAAGGAUCAGACUUGGACCACGCCAUUUUCGCUGGUAUCCCCAUUACUGCUAUUGAAGAAGGCUCGAAAGAAGCGCAUCUGUUGCGUGUUCAGGCCAAGCUUUGCAUUUCAAACCAGGCAAAGGCUGACCGCAACACACCAGCUAAGGAGGCGCUAUCGCGUGCAGAACAGGAGGCAAAGGUUCUCCAGGAGGCGUUGGAGAAGGUGAAGAGCCAGGCUAAGAAGUAUGAAGAGAUCCUCGAAGCGCAGUCGCGUGAGCGUGUGCUGGCGUUGGCGGUACAGCACAAGCCUGAAGAGGUGGUGAAGCGCCAGAACAACGUGAUUCACGAGCUGGCUGGUGUGAUUUCGGGAUUCAAGCGCGACUCGUACACCGACGUGGAUAUUGUACCGCCUGUGAUUGAGGAUAACGAACACGUGCAAAAGAUUAUGGACGACUUGCAGAACGUAAUGAGCAUCCCCGUGGUUGUCCCAACGGCGAAGUUCUGCGCCGAGUGUGGCACCACGGAGAAUGAGUCAAAGCUGGAUAUGGAUGACGAUGGCGAGUAUUACUGCAAGGACUGCUGGGACAAGUUCCUUAACCUUUCUGGGUCUGCUCCGGCUGAGGCACCAGCAGCGGAAGCUCCGGCACCAGUGGUGGAGACACCAGUUCCAGCUCCUGUAGAACAGCCAACUGAGAUUGCCCCGCCAUCUCCACCUGCACCUGCUCCAGUUGAGGUAGAAGAGGAUGCUUCUCCUGCUGAUGCACCAGCGCGUUCAAUGAGCCGCAUGACCAUCGAAAACCGUGAAGCUGAAGAACAGAAGGCACGCAUGGAAGCAGAACGCAAGCUGAUGGAAAUCAAGGAGCUUCGUCGUUCAGGAUCAAUGAUGCCCGAGAGGCCGCAUAAGAGCAACUCGGACCGUUCUCGUCGUGAGCGUCGUGGUCUGGAGGAACUUGCUCAGGCGCUGCUCGAAGAAGAAGAGCGUGCUCGCGCAGAAGGCAAUCUCGGAUUGGCUAAGAAGCUGAGCGCACAACGCGCGCGCACCAUGGCUGAGGCAGCUGGCGAGAAUCCACAGUUAGGCACGACUCCGUUUUCAUCGACAAACAGUUUGCUGGCCAACAACGAUACAGAGUUCAGGAACGGACAUGCCAGCCCUAUCAAAGCAAAGUCACCAUCGCCUGUGGUUGACACACCGUUGUCGUUGAGCCGCUCGAUUAGCGCCGACUCGACCUUGCCCCCUCCUGUGCCGGUGUCGGUGUCGCCGGCCACUUCUCCGGAGCCGAUGCCGUCUCCUGUCGCUAACCACCACCACGAAAUGGCAGCAGCGGCAGCAGUUGGCGCAACGGCUGCAGUCGCGGCAGCUGCUGUUGCAAUGGAUGCCCCUGGCUCACCAACGACAACUGCCGAGGCCACAGCAUCUUCAUCGGGUGGUAACGACUACGCGGACGUGAAUUCGGAUGAGGAAGCUGAAGACCAGAUGCAUAUGAGCGACGAGGAAGAUGUUCUACGAGAGGUGGAGGAGAAGAACUUUGCGCUAGCGCGACAGUUGGACGAGGCUCACAGCGUCAUCGAGCGUGCUCGUAUGUCUAUUAGCAUGUCCGGGGACGAUGAUGAUGACGAGGCCAACGAUGGCCUGAGCGAGGAGCAGAUUAGUUUAUUUAAGAAACUAACGAGUCAGGCGGAGGAGCGAAUGUCCAUGGUGGACCGCCUGCACCCGCAGGACGACUCGGACUCGGAUUCGGACUCAGACUCAGGGGAGGAAGAAGAGGAGGAAGACGAAGGCGUGUGGAUUUAAUCCCGUGGUGGCAGAUAUCCUCGCGGAAUCGUUGGCUGACAAACGAGAAGACAGACUGGCGACCGCGCAGCGCCUGUACAAACAAGCGAGCGAGCGAGCAGCCACCCCUCGACUUAGAUUUGGCGGCUUCGUGUUGCUGACUUGGAAGCAGCAGCGGCUUGACUAGGGGAUCCGCAUCGCGCUGUCCUCCCGUAGUGGUGUUAAUGCCUAGUAUGUGAGUAGCUUUAGCCUUUUUACCCAUCUCUCUGCGUCUUAAAAGACAAACAUAAGUUUUCAUAUUCGCGUU
This is a messenger RNA of Phytophthora nicotianae INRA-310, 3457 nucleotides long. RefSeq lists its product as hypothetical. Lineage: Eukaryota; Oomycota; Peronosporomycetes; Peronosporales; Peronosporaceae. The transcript has 2 exons. Bases 163 to 3171 code for a protein of 1002 amino acids. Gene Ontology annotation, molecular function: protein binding. The record is from RefSeq and is a predicted model, not a curated record.